Molecule: messenger RNA, 1716 nt
Organism: Limanda limanda (common dab)
Lineage: Eukaryota; Metazoa; Chordata; Actinopteri; Pleuronectiformes; Pleuronectidae
Product: phosphofurin acidic cluster sorting protein 1-like
Biological process (GO): protein localization to plasma membrane
Molecular function (GO): transmembrane transporter binding
Source: RefSeq, a predicted model, not a curated record
CCAUGUCGGAGCGAGGCGGGCUCCCCCGGACCGGGAGCGUCCCCUCCCCGCACCUCCAGCCCUGCAAGCCGGUCAGCAUCACGUCCUCCAGGCCGGUCCACAUGAACCUGUACGCGACCUGGGAGGUGGACCGGUCCUCCCCCAGCUGCGUGCCCAGGCUGUUCAACCUGACUCUGAAGAAGCUGAUCAUGCUGAAGGAGCUGGACAAAGACCUCACCUCCGUGGUGAUCGCCGUCAAACUGCAGGGCUCCAAGCGGAUCCUGCGCUCCAACGAGAUCCUGCUGUCGGCCGCCGGGCUGACGGAGACCGACCUGCAGCUCACCUUCUCCCUGCAGUAUCCGCACUUCCUCAAGAGGGACGCCAACAAGCUCCAGAUCAUGCUGCAGCGACGGAAGCGUUACAAGAACCGAACCAUCCUGGGAUACAAGACGCUGGCGCUGGGACUCAUCAACAUGGCCGAGGUGAUGCAGCACCCCAGUGAAGGCGCCCAGGUCCUCGGUCUCCACAGCCAGCUGAAGGACGCGUCUGUCCCCGUGGCUGAGAUCAGAGUCUACUCUCUGUCCAGCCAGCCCAUCGACCACGAGGGACCCAAGGCCAAGAUGUCCGAUCGUUCUCCUGACAUCGACAACUACUCUGAAGAAGAGGAGGAGAGCUACUCGUCUGAACAGGAAGGAAGUGACGACCCCGUCCACGGACGAGACGAGGACUCGUACCAGAAGUUCAUUCCUUUCAUCGGGGUGGUGAAGGUCGGUCUCAUCGAGUCCGGUCCGUCCCCGACAGGCGACACAGAAGAGGGCGUGGCCGUGAGUCUGGCCGUCCCCUCCACGUCUCCGCCCUCCCACGGCUCCCCCACGGGGAUGAUCAAAGAGGCCGCCACCCCCCCGUCCUCCCCCUCCAUGGGCAGUGUCCUGAUGGUGCAAGGGAGUCCCAGCAUGUCUCACGGCGGGGACGCCAUCGGCCUGCAGGUGGACUACUGGCUGGCGUCGCUGGCGGAGAAGCGGCGUGAGGGCGAGCGGCGCGACACGGGCGGAAAGAACACGCUGAAGAGCGCCUUCCGCUCGCUGCAGGUCAGCCGGCUGCCAGGGGGGGGCAGCAGCGAGCUGCAGGCGCAGGUCAGCACCAUGGCCAUGACCGUGGUCACCAAGGAGAAGAACAAGAAGGUUCCCACCAUCUUCUUGGGGAAGAAGCCGAAGGACGUGGACUCUAAGAGCCAGGUCAUCGAAGGCAUCAGUCGCCUCAUCUGCUCGGCCAAGCAGCAGCAGACCAUCCUGAAAGUGUCCAUCGACGGCGUGGAGUGGAACGAGGUCAAGUUCUUCCAGCUCGCCGCCCAGUGGCCCACUCACGUCAAGUACCUUCCUGUGGGACUCUUCGGCUACAGCAAGCCCCCGUGCUAGGAGAGAGCGCCCCCUGGAGGUCGUGACCCGGCCUGGAGGUCGUGACCCGGCCUGGAGGUCGCCCCCCCCGUCCCGUCCCGCCCGGCGGAGGGAAGACGUCCAGAGGACAGACGACUUCUCUCUGGUCUCACGUUCGCUGUCGCUCGUCUUUCCUCUCUCCGGGGGAGGGGUGGGAGGAGCUCUGGGGUGUGGGCGUGGCUACCGGUGUCAACGCCCCCGUCCCUGUGUGUGUGUGUGGCGAGUGAACACGUGAAUGUACAGUGUGUGUGUGUGUGUGUGUGUGUGUUUACAAGGGGCGUACAGCACAACUCGAUCUGUAACU